AGUAACGAUAAUAGUGUAGUGGUGCGACCUGUGUUGCGCUUGUUGUGACAGCUCGAGGCGGAAGUUUCAUUGAAGUGUUGUUUGCUUGUGUUUCUCAUAAGUGUACUUACAUUGCUGAGAAAUUUAACCCUUUUAAAACUGAGUCUGAUUUGUUACUUGAUACACCAUGGCGACGGCAGUUGCUUCACGAUUUGCUGUUCUUACUGUGGAAGGCGAAGAUGAUUAUCCGAAGAAGAGUCAACAGAAGAAAAAGACUGACAAUAAAAAGUCAGCUUCGGGCACCCAGAAGUCGGAUGCAAAUCAGAAAAAGAAAAAUAAGAAACAAGAAAAUGGAAAGCAACAGAACCAGCAGAAAGUGAAUGCAAAACCAAAAGCUAAGUCUUCUACCAAGGGGGACGGAAACAAGCAAGCAAGUUCCACAAACAAAAAGAAAUCUGCUACACAAGACAAUCAGUGGGAUCAGUGGAAACAAAAAGAUUCAGAGUUUGUAGAAGAAUCAUAUGAAAGAGAUCUGCAGCAGGCCAUCCUCCUCUCAAAGCUGGACUAUGAGGAAAAGAAAGAUGUUUACGAGCAGUUGAAGAAAGAAUCACAAGAACAAGAAAAACGACAGGCAGCUAAUGGAGGAAAUAAACGGGCAAAAAAGCAGCAGAACCGUGCACAACCCAUGUCACUAGAGCAGUUUAAUAAUAUGGUGGAAUCCGAUGGUCUUAAUGCAAUGGGUGCUGUAGAAGAGUCUGAGUCGGAACAGCCAUCAAUAAUUUCAUCAAAUCAAAUAGAACAUGAUACUACAUUCUUUGAAAGAAUCCAGAGUGAUACCAAGAAAGUUCUUGAUCGUGAACACUCUGAAGAACUACGAAAAGCACGUGAGCCUUUUCUUAAUGAACUACUACUUGUAGCUCAGUUACAAGAUGCUCUAGAAAAGAAAAAAGAAGAAAAUGAGUUAUUAAAACAAGAAAUUGCUGAAUUAAGAGAAGAAUUGCUUAAUGUGAGAACAAGAAACAAGAAACUCUGUCAAAUCCUUGCUCAUGGUGAAAUGAAAGAUAAAGCAGAAGUUCUCCUAGAAGUUGACCGCCUCCAACAAAUGAGGGAUGAACUGUCAUCAGAAGUAUCCAGUCUUCACACUUUGUUAGAGCAAGAACGUUCAAAAGUACGGGCCCUAACUUCUGAUACGAAAAACAAAUCCCAGAACAAGAAACGGAGUGCAAGUGAAACAGCACAAUGAUGGCAGAAGAAGAAACUGGGAAACAUGUACCAGAACUAGUUUCCUGCAGAUUUGUUGUGGAACUGUUUUUGCUGUCUCCAGAUAAACUAAGCAAGAAAUCAAAUUGCUCGCUGCAUGCCAUUUAUGGUGGAGUCUUCAGGUCUGCAGCAAGGCAGAACACUUUUGAACAACUUUUAUAUGUCAUUUUGUGUCUUGUGACUGGAUCAGUAUCUUUGAUAAUUGUGUUUGUUUGGUUUGGUAUCAACUUUAAGGGUUUCAUCUGGGUUAAAAUAUGAUGAUAACUUUAAAUGUAUGCUUUUUAGUAGAUUUGAGAGAAAAUUUUCAUUGGUAUUUAUGUUAUUCUUUCUUUAUACGCUGCCAGAUACAAGAGGAACACAGUUUAGCAACAGAAGGCAUUGGCUACUGUCCUAACAUAAUAUUCAUGCUUGGGCUCAUUUGGCAUUCUGGAUACCACAUAUUCUUACUAUUAAUAAUAGCAUGCAUCAUUAUAAUGAGGUCUGCCUUUUUUUGGAGAUUUUGAAAACACCACCCAUUUAAAUUUGCACAAUUUUGUUGCAUUUUUUCUGAAAAUAUUAAUUGAUAGCUACAAGUUACACCUCAGUGGUUUUUAUUUUGAUCUGGUGUUCAAGAACACCACAGUAUAGAGAAUACCCCUAUGAAAACUUUCCUUUUUAAGGUUUGGUGCAAAGUGUUGUUGAUAAAGUUGGAAACACUAGUUUUAAAAAAUUUCUAAUCAUGACUCAUUUUUUCUCAAAACUUCUGUUAAAGAGCUGCACAAAUGUUUAAAGCUGAUGAAAACUGAUUUGAACGACAGGUGUAAAGGAAAGCAGUUGUCAUUAUGGUUAUGGGUAUAAACACAAUUGAACAAGAUGCUGAAUGCUGCCAGAUUUGGAUUUUACAUGUUCUGUUUAGCCAGCCAGUUGGUCAUUGCCAUCAAUAUUUGAACAGCCAUCUUUAAACUAAAAGUGUGAGACACAUGCUGUGCCAGUGUAAGAUAUUACAUAUUUGUAUGAAAGUUAAGUUUCUAAAUAAUAGAAUUCUUCCCUAAUGAUACCCUUUCUUACUAUUUUUCCUGUUCAGCAGUAUUUGUUUAAUGCAUUUUUUAAUUUGAAAACUUUUGUUGUAAGUAGAAAACAAUUUUGGUGCCAAAUAUGUUAGGUCAUGUGUUGUAAUAUAUUGGUUAAAUUGUUUUUUCUUUCUGUUGUAUGAUGUAUACACCAACACUAUAUAACAGGCAUAGGAACAUCUUUGUGCUAGUUUCUAAGGUUGUAAUGUGUUCCAAUUACAGAAAUAUGCCAUUGAGAACAUUAAAGUUCCUUCAGAAACAUAUCAUUGUUUCUGUUCAUGAAGAGUUUAUAAACUCUUCAAGAUAUGCAGUUUUAAUGCCAUUAUUCUGUAUUGUUAAUAUGGCAGAGAGGUUGAUUGUAAAUAUUGGAGUGUUUUCUGUUAUUAUGUUGAAAUGGCAUGUUUGAGUCUGUUGAUUCUGUUUAUGUUCAUUGUUAGCUGCCCUUCUGAGGCAAAAUUUUCUUUUCUUUCAUCUCAUGUAAAUCAAUAAAGUGAUAUUGUUGUGUUCUGUAAGAAAUUAUUGCUUUGUGUGAUUUGUUUAGUUAAGUUCACCAGUCAUUUAACUAUGCCUCUUUCUUUCCCAGUGAUUCUCUGGCGAUAAGUUAAUUGUUCUCAGUUAUGAUU
Schistocerca piceifrons (Central American locust) is the source of this 2911-nucleotide messenger RNA. Its product is annotated as G kinase-anchoring protein 1-like. The record is from RefSeq and is a predicted model, not a curated record. Lineage: Eukaryota; Metazoa; Arthropoda; Insecta; Orthoptera; Acrididae. Gene Ontology annotation, biological process: signal transduction. The transcript is spliced from 6 exons. Gene Ontology annotation, cellular component: Golgi apparatus. The coding region runs from base 167 to 1222 and encodes 351 amino acids.